CAAGUGGAGCACCCCAUUACUCUUUUCAAAUAUGCUUCCAUUAAAAUAAUAAAAAUAAAUAAUUCUGUCAUCUAUUUGCUCCUCUAAAUUGCUACAUGGUGAUCAAGCACCGUUGGAAUCCCAAAAUACCCCCUGCAUAUAUAUACACACUUCAAUGUUGUUCUACACUUUAAUUUUCUUCUCUUCAUCUUCUCUCUAUUUUCUUGAGUACUCUCAAAACCUAAUAACAUAACAAAUAUAUAUCAUAAAUAUGAAGAGGAUAAUUUGCAAUUCAUUGCAAGGACUAAAACCAGUGGUGUUAAUGGUGGUUUGCCAGAUUGCAUUUGCUGCUGUGAAUAUCAUGUACAAGCUCGUCAUAAACGAUGGAAUGAGCAUGAGGGUGGCCACCGCUUACCGCCUCAGUUUUGCAGCGGCUUUCACUGUUCCCCUUGCUGUUUACUUUGAUAGGAAGAAGAAACCAAAGAUUACUUGGAAGGUUCUUUAUAUGACAUUUCUUUGUGGAUUGUUUGGGGGAAGUUUACUUCUAAACCUUUAUGGCAUGGGACUGACUUUUAUUUCAGCAACGUUUAUGAUGUCAUUGUACAACCUUAUUCCAGGAGUUACCUUCAUCAUGGCCAUAUCCUUCGGAUUGGAAAAGCUAAAUUGGGGAUUAGCAGAAGGAAAAGCCAAGGUAAUAGGAACAAUAAUUAGCAUCAGUGGGGCAAUGGUGAUGAUAUUUUACAGAGGAGUAGAAAUUGAUAUUUGGACUUCCAAUAUAAACCUUAUGCAUCCACAUCAUAACCAAAAUGGACUUAUGGAACCACUACAUGCCGACAAUAAACUCUUGGGUAUUCCAUGUGCCAUAGGAAGUUGUUGCUCUUUUUCUUUGUGGUUAAUUAUCCAGGCUAAGUUGAAUGAAGAAUUUCCAGAACACAAUUCAUGCUCAGCAUUGGUGUGCACAAUGGCAGCGAUUCAAGCCAUUGUUUUUGCUCUUUGUAUCGAUAGAGAUUGGAAUCAAUGGAAGCUCGGUUACGAUAUCAGACUUCUUACUAUUGCUUAUUCGGGAAUUGUAGCCUCUGGAUUAGUGAUUGUUGUUAUUUCUUGGUGCAUAAAGAUGAGAGGUCCUAUAUUUACAUCUGCUUUCAAUCCUCUUCAGCUCUUACUUGUUGCUAUCUCUGCCUAUAUAUUGUUGGAUGAGAAAUUAUAUUUAGGAAGUGUCUUUGGAGCAGUGUUGAUUGUAUGUGGCAUAUAUGCAGUACUUUGGAGUAAGAACAAAGAAAUGAAAAAGAAGAAUAAAUCAUCAUCUUUAGAAAUCAACAUGGAGAAUAAACCUGAGUUCGUUAUACCCAGUCCUAACAUUGCAGGUGCAGCUGUGAAUAUCAUAUGCAAGCUUGCCAUAAAUGAUGGGAUGAGCAUGAGGGUGGCCACUGCUUACCGUCUCACUUUUGCAUCAGCUUUCACCAUUCCUCUUGCUCUUAUCUUUGAUAGGAAGGAAAGACCAAAGAUUACUCGGAAUGUGCUUUCUCUGGCAUUUCUAUGCGGAUUGUUUGGUGUCAUGUAUUAUUCCAGGGGAAGUUUAUUUAUGAAUAUGUUUGCCGAAGGCAUGACUUUAACCUCAUCAACAUUUAUGUUCGCUAUGUUCAACCUUACUCCAGGCAUUACCUUCAUCAUGGCAAUAUUCUUCGGAUUGGAAAAACUAAAUUGGAGUGUAGUAGAAGGAAAGGCUAAAGUGAUAGGAACAUUAAUGGGGAUUAGUGGGGCGAUGGUGUUGACAUUCUACAAAGGAGCAGAAAUUAAUAUUUGGUCAUCAAAUAUCAACCUUUUACAUAAUACACAUCAUCAGAACCAAAAUGGGCAUAUGGAACUACAACAUGCAGACUUCAGUAAUAAACUAUUGGGAUUUCUAUAUGCCAUAGGAAGCAGCUGCUCUUUUUCUCUUUGGUUUAUCAUUCAGGCAAAAAUGAAUAAAGAAUAUCCAAGCCAUCACUCAAGCACGGCUUUGAUGUCGACAAUGGGAGCAAUUCAAGCCAUCGUUUUUGCUAUUUGUGUGGACAGAGAUUUGACCCAAUGGAAGCUUGGUUACAAUAUCAGACUUCUCAUGGUAGCUUAUUCGGGAAUUGUAGCCUCUGGAAUAACUACUAUUGUUAUUGCCUGGUGCAUAAAGAUGAGAGGCCCUCUUUUUGCCUCUGUUUUCUAUCCUCUUCAACUCCUACUUGUGUUUGUCGCUGCUAAUCUAUUGAUAGAUGAGAAAUUAUAUUUAGGAAGUAUUCUUGGAGCAGUGCUGAUUGUGUGCGGCCUAUAUGUGGUGCUUUGGAGUAAGAGCAAAGAAAUGAAAGAAAAAGUUCAGUUGACUAGCAUGGCGGAUCCAACCCAUUUCGAUACCUAAAAAGAAUUUAGAAAGAGACCUUCUGUAUUAAAAAAAAAUGUACUAUA
Molecule: messenger RNA, 2412 nt
Organism: Medicago truncatula (barrel medic)
Lineage: Eukaryota; Viridiplantae; Streptophyta; Magnoliopsida; Fabales; Fabaceae
Product: WAT1-related protein At1g68170
Exons: 14
Coding region: 251-2365 (704 amino acids)
Cellular component (GO): membrane
Molecular function (GO): transmembrane transporter activity
Source: RefSeq, a predicted model, not a curated record